Amoebophrya sp. A120 is the source of this 4638-nucleotide messenger RNA. Lineage: Eukaryota; Dinophyceae; Syndiniales; Amoebophryaceae. The record is from the annotation of a GenBank genome assembly.
GAAGCAAAGUAGCCUUUGUUCUUCAAAAUCAAACGCCAAUCCAAACGGAAGAAUCCUUGGCUGUGCUACAACUCGCCUGGAAGGCAGUAGCAAACAUAGAUUUACAUUUGCUCGUUUGCUUUGCUUAUCUCGUCGUGCUACACUUACCCGGAGAGACCUGAAAAUAAUGUCAAUCCGGGCGUGUUGCGGUGCCGACGGCGCCGGCAGAUUGUCGAACCUGAUGCGGUAUCAAAUGCAAAAAUGUCUGGGUCUGGAAACUUGUGAUGCUAAAAUGUGCAUGAUGAAAACACUUCCGAAUGCAGUCCGGCAUGACAACUUCCCGAAACGCUUUCUCAUAGGCAAUCCGCAUGAGAAACUGCGUUUUUGCAUGACAAAAGAGGCUGCGACUUUUGUUGGUUACGCAAUACAGAUUUUCUAGGUAUGGAAAGUUAGCAUUACAAGUUCCAACCUUCCAGACCCAGACACUUUUACAAUCCAUAUGCGGCCGUUGAACAAGGACGAAGCGCGGAAGGACAUUGUGCGAGACCGCACGUUAUCAAAUGUAAAAAUGUCUGGGUCUGGAAGAAUGAAUGUUUGUCAUGCUUGUCUGGCAUGACUCUUAAAUCUGUCAUGCACAUUGCCCAAGAGACGUUUUUUUCUGUCAUGCGGAGACGCAGUUUGUCAUGCAGAAUAGGCAACACCUACAAGCUCAGAUAUUUGUCAUGCUGAGCCAGCACUUGUGGCCUCCUUAUGCUACGCCACUCAGCAUCACAAGUUUCCAGACCCAGACAUUUUUACAUUUGAUGCACGUUCACGCAGAAUCUGGAAUUUCUGAAGCGUGUUCCGUUGUUUGCCCGGCUGCCGGCGAGCGAAUUGCCACGGUUGGUGUCUGCCCUGACGCAGCGGGAAUACCCGGCGUCCAGCGAUCCCGACUGCCGCCAGACCAUCAUUACGGAGGGCACCACCGGCGAUGAAUUUUUCCUGAUCCGCCGCGGAGAGGCCGAGGUGAUGAAGAAUGGCCUGCACGUCGCCACGCUGAAGGGGGGCGACUACUUCGGCGAGGCCUCUCUGCAGAGCGAUUCCACCGGACACAUCCGGAACGCAACUGUGAGGACCAGCGGAACUGCGUUGUCCUUGCUGUCCAUCACGCGCAGCACCUUCCAGGCCCUGGGAUUGGACCGAGCCGUCCACCUGCCCCGCCGCCAGGCCGUGGUCGGUGAGGAUCUGGAGGAAGGUGUGUCGGAAACUUCCGUGGUGGGAAAUCAGGUACAGCAAGUGCUAGCAGGAGACUUCGAGCAACCACCACUCAGGUCAGUGAAAGUGACUCUGGCGCUAAUAAUUCUGGUGCAAAAGAGUAGUUGAAAGAAAUCUCCUGCAUCUACUCCGCAUUCAUGAUCAAAAAAAAACCCGCGACCAGGUGAACAAGAUCUUCGCUUCGGAGACUGAGCAAGCCGCGAUCGUGCAGGGAAUCGAGCGAAACGAGGCUCUGAUGGGGAUUGUGACGCGUUCGCAGGUGGAAUCCCUGGCCCAGGUGGCGUACAAGAUGGGCGACGUACAGAAGGGCACGGUCGUCAUUCAAGAGAAGGACUUUACGAAUGCAAACAAGUUCUUCGUGGUGGAAAAGGGUGAAUUCCUUUGCUACAAGAAGGUCACCAGCGAGCUGUGUGAGGGCGACCUCCAAGAGCAGGUUUCCAGUCGUGGGCAGGGAAAGAGUGACGUAGAGGUCGACGAAUUGACCACCUACCGCGCCCUGGACUCCUUUGGGGAGCGAUCACUCAUGUACAACGAGCCCCGAGCCGCCACCGUCGAGUGCCUCAGCGACGACUCGGCACUUUGGGUGAUCGACCGGCGCUAUCAAAUGCAAAAAUGUCUGGGUCUGGAAGAAUGCAAGACUUGUCAUGCACAUUUUCGAUGAUCCAUGUCGUUUGGAAUGCAGGUAGGACCUAGCAUGACAGAUUCUGUGAGAUCCCUAUCAUGCCUAUCCUGCAUGAGAAACUUCCUCUCAACUUGGUCAAAAGUAGACAACUUUGGGCAUUCAUGCAACACUGAUUUUUGCACGAUCCAGAAUUAGCAUUACAAGUUGCAUCCUUCCAGAGCCAGACAUUUUUGCUAUGCAUAGGCACGACUUUCGCCGGGUGUUGCGGGAAAAGGUAAGGCACAAACUGAGGCAGUACGUCUCUGUCCUGGAGAAAGUCGACGUGCUCCACACCUUGCUGCAGGAAGAAAAAGAGGCAUUGUCCGAGUGCCUCACGGAGUUGCACUUUCAGAAGGUACUUAUCUCUUUUGAUUUCAAUGGAUCUGUCGCCUGUCCUCGCGGCGAAAGCGAAACCCGAUGAACAGCGUAGGUACAAAUCAAUGAGUUCCUCAGCCUUCUUUUUAUGGUGCUCAACUCUCUCAGAGCGUAGUGAGAAGCAGGGGAUAGAUUUAGAUAUUUAUCACCUCCGUGCGCAAAUAAAAUAUUAAACAGGGCCAAGACGUGUUGGUGCAGGGCACCGCGGGAGAAGCGCUCUUCAUCCUCUACCAGGGGGACGUCGUGAUCCGCACCAAUGCGCAGGGACGCGUUAAAGUUCUGUCCGCGACCCAAGAGAACUGUCCGUACUUUGGCGAGCAAGCACUGAUCAAGGACGACGUGCGCAACGCGACGGUCACGGUGGACUCCGCCACUGCGGUGAUUCUCUCCAUCGAUCGCACCACCUUCGAGAACCUGCUGGGGCCCCUGAAGUUCGAUUAGCUUUUUUGCCCAGCUUCAUCUAGCUUCAACUCUCGACUUCUCUUCGUUGGUUUUCGUAGAAUUCUGUUGAAACAGUUUCAGGUUGUGCGGAAUCUUAUUUCUGCAACAAACUACAUACAAUUACAAAGGCUUGCAUCAUCUAUCGCAUUUUUCACAGAGAGCUGAUGCGGAACAAGGAGGCCGAAGCGCGACCGAGUUUUUUGCGCAACCCAGCCCAGUGGCGGCCAAGUGUCACUCACCCGCUGGCUCCGGUUCCCUCCAGUGCAAAUAAAGUGUCAGGCGUCGCCAAACCGUUGUUCAAAAAUCUCAAGUUGCUCGGCGUGCUUGGCUGCGGAGGGUUUGGCUCUGUGACACUUCAGCAGGAUGCAACCACCCGGGGAAAGAAAAAGGCGUUCUACGCGAUGAAAAAACUCUCCAAGGGCUACAUCGUGCAGCAGCGCCUGCAGCGGCAAAUCUGCAGCGAGCGCUUAAUCUUGUCCAUGACCGAUAGCCAGUUCAUCGUGCGGUUCUUCGGUACGUACAACAUUCGGGACUGCCUCUACUUCCUCCUCGAAGCGUGCUUAGGGGGCGAGGUAUAGCAGUGUCUUCGCAUCCUUCUCCUGUAGAGUUUUACACAGUCGAGGACGACAAUCAAUCAUAAAGAUUCGUGUGAAAACCUAGCGCAAAUUGUCUCAUCUUAAAGCGUGUGCUCAACCUUGGUGGUAUUCAUUCUCUCUUUCAUGUUGCAGAGUUUCCAUACCUUUAGAAAGUACAUCCUCUCACAUCAGCUCUUUGCGGUCUACAACACGAAGAAUUUUUACGGGUCCACCGAUCACGCGAAGUUUUACGUCGCCUGCGUGGUGAAGGCCUUUCACCACCUGCACGAGCGGAAGAUUAUCUAUCGCGACCUGAAACCGGAGAACUUGCUGCUGGACAAGGACGGCUGGCUCAAGGUCACCGACAUGGGGCUCGCAAAAUUCACGUUAGGGCGCACCUACACUACCUGUGGCACGCCGGACUACUUCGCCCCCGAAUUGGUAUUUUUUACUAUUUUCUGGACGGCGGUCGUGAUGCUGGUAGUGGUGUCGGAUCGCAAUAAUUUUGUUGAAAAUGUAAUCAGGCGUUGAUGUUUCCUGCAUGACGGUAUGUAAAGCAAUAUGCUGGUUGUUGUAACGAGAAAGAUGAAGGAGCUAGAAUGUAAAUUGCGAUUACCGGCCCCCUCAACAACAACGAUAUAACUUUUGAGGUGUACGCCGCGGGCCACACGGUUUCGGUGGACUGGUGGACGUUGGGCAUUUUGCUGUACGAGUUGAUGGCGGGUCAUCCGCCGUUUGACGGGCAGCCGGCGCUGCGGUACAAGAAGAUUUUGCGUGGCAUCGAGCACGCGAAGUUUCCGGACCACGCGUUUGCCGCCCCCUCGGCGCAAUCGGACAAGCCCCUGGCGAAGGACCUGAUCUUGAAGCUCUGCGCCGCGGACCCGGCGGACCGGUUGCCCAUGCUGCCGGGCGGUGUCGCAAAGAACCUGGAGGCGCACCGGUUCUUCGAGCAAGAGAAGUGGGAGAAGCUGGAGAGCCGCACCCUCAAAACGCCCUACGUACCGAAGUUCGCGUCCAAAUCCAAUCCGAAGUAUCCAGAGAAAAUUUUCCUACCACCCGUUUCUUUUCCUGCAUGAAAUAGCUGCUGCCCAACAGACUGAUGAGGAACACUGUAUUGAUGUUCACAGGAGCAGAUAUCAGAGCGUAGGGAUCAUGCGAAAGUAAACUACUUACUUAAUUAAUCCGAUUGUUGUUCCUCGCAUAUGCAUUUUUGACACACGCGGCAAGGGAAAAAGUUUUCGAAAGGAUACCAUCCCAUUGGAGCACUUCAGCCACAUGGAUGCGUCACGAGUGACCGUGCCCUCCAUCCCCUACGUGGACCCGCAGAAUGGUUGGGACCGCGACUUUUUCUAG